Messenger RNA from Caenorhabditis auriculariae, 1699 nucleotides. NCBI's taxonomy places the organism in Eukaryota, Metazoa, Nematoda, Chromadorea, Rhabditida, Rhabditidae. The record is from the annotation of a GenBank genome assembly.
AUGGCCGCGCUCAACUUGCCAUCGCAGGCCUGCAGGACCUGCGAAGUAGGACCAGGCCUCGACGUCUCCUAUCCCUCGGCCUUCCAUCUUCCUGUCAUUCAUCCAGCUCUUCUCUCCACCUCCCAUCUCUUCAACCUCAGCUACAACGUGAGUUCUUUGCUUUGCUUCAAGACGAGCAUUCGCUAUGGAAGGCUUUGUUCAUCAUGUUUUGGAAAGAGAGGCUUGAAGGGAUAAUGUUUUGAAAUAGAGGGCACAAUAAUACAAUGCUUUAAAAACUCUAACCUUGACGAUAUCAUUUCAAACUCAAUAUGAUUUCUAAUAUUCUGCGAAAAAAAUUUGACUCGAAUGGGAAAGAAAAAUCUUCCUUUGUCUUUCUCAUUAUUCAUUGAUUGAAAUUUUUCCCUCUAUUUAAACCUAAAACUGGCGUUUGAAUUUCAGUACUUGUAAAAAAACAUAUUUGAAAAAGAACUUUAAAAGUUUUUUCAAUUUUUUUGAGUGGUAUCAUUUUUUUAAAAAAACGCUGCUUAAAUCUCACAUGUUUGAUCAAGAACAUUUCAAAAAGUAUUUAAUGGCUCUGUUUACAAUAACCAAGUCCGACCGGAGGUACAUUCCCAGCUCGACACGUUAUCCCUGACGUUAAAAACCUUCUAUUUGUUUUCCAACUCAAUUUUUUUUUCAUCAAACUGCAAGUUCAUUCUAGUCCUAGAAUUAUUUGAGCCUUGGGCAAGAAAAACGAUUCCAAAUGCAAGUGUGAAACUCCUGUUGGGAAAACGACAUCCGUCGGAAGAGAAAGUUUGACCCGCGAUUUGCUUCGUUUUUUCGUUUCCCGCGCGGAAAUACCCUUCCUCGCCCAAAAAAAGGAUUUCAGUUUGUUCUCCCCAAUCCUGAAAAGCUCAAAUUCUACAAGAAAGAUUUGCAGAAUGUCUACGACAACACGGAUCGCUUCAUCGAACACAACAACAACAACGACAAACCUGAGGUUGGUGUUGCUCUCGGCUUUUAGAUGCAACGAUACGAAAUCGAGUAACGUUGUAAAAAUAUUUUCCAUCCAAACGAAUACUGGAAAAUAAAAACAAAAAGUUACAGUCUUCAUGUUCCUCCUCCCGAGACAGCAGAAGUUCAGUUUCCCCAACAUCGACACGAGAAAAUGUAAUCGUUCGAAACGACGGUAAACGGAAGAAGGUUAUUUUAAAUGCAAACUAGAAGUUUAAGAGCAUACUUAAGGACCAGGUGAAAGACGAGGCCUACUGGGAACGCCGAAGAAAGAAUAACGAUGCAGCCAAGCGAAGCCGCGACCAGCGCCGUCAGAAGGUUUAUUUUUCCCCCUCAGCUCUUUUUUUCGAUGGGGUUCAUCAAAGGUACAUUCCUAAUGACCACGAAAUGAAUUCAGGAAGAUGAAAUGGCCAACCGAGCUCUUUUGCUCGAAAAGGAAAACAUGAAGCUUCGUAUUGAAUUGGAGCAACUUCGAGUGGAAACGGAUCAGUUGAGAGCAAUUCUUUUGGCUCCAGCUUCCUUAAGUGUAAGAUUCUUUCGAUUUGACGGUCAUCAUGUUAUUUUGAUUCAGAUGAACAUGGGCAACACUUCCACUCUGCUCACGCCCACCGUUAUCGCUCCCACUCAAAUAUUCUCUUCCUUGCCUCAAGUCCCUUUAUCCUCUCAUCGGAACUCUGUUCUCGUGAGCAACCCUACGAAAACAUAA